Wyeomyia smithii (pitcher-plant mosquito) is the source of this 919-nucleotide messenger RNA. RefSeq names its product probable RNA-binding protein 18. Gene Ontology annotation, molecular function: RNA binding. Bases 247 to 717 code for a protein of 156 amino acids. The transcript is spliced from 4 exons. The record is from RefSeq and is a predicted model, not a curated record. NCBI's taxonomy places the organism in Eukaryota, Metazoa, Arthropoda, Insecta, Diptera, Culicidae.
GUGUCAAUAGCAAAAUAAAACAAUCAAUACGAUUAGAAAUUUUCGAAAUUUUGUAUAAUCGAACUUCAACCAAAUUUAUCAAGUAAUUCGUGAAAAACCAAAUGACUCUUGUGCAACACUAAGCACUAUUCAAUCCAAUAUGACGGAGGCUCCACUGCAAGAUGAUCGAAGACUUUGGAUCGGUAACCUGGAUUGCCGUGUCACUGAAAAAUUGCGCAAAAAUGCGGGAAAAUCGAAAAGUUUGAUAUGCUAUUUCAUCGAUCCGGGCCAAUGGCUGGAUAUCCACGCGGGUAUGCAUUCGUGACAUACGAGAAGCAACGCGAUUCGGAAUCAGCAUUAGGGUUCCUUAACGGGAAAUUGGUGGGAGACAAGCACAUGGUUGUCCGGUGGGCGAAAAACGUUAACCGUGACGAUAUGGAAAAAACUAAGCCAAAAAUACAAAUUCCAGCAUUAGCUGGGGGCUCAAAAACCAGCAGCGGCGGGCUGGCUAGCCAGCAGACCAAAAUUCAAGCACUCGAAGCGAAACUCAAGUUAAUGGAGAGCAGGUCAGAUGAUCUGGUAAUAAACAAGAGCAUCACUGGAGAGAAGCCGAUUAUUGAAAAAUAUCAGUACAACAAAAACCCGCAGCUACAACAGCAACGAACGGACUCCAAACUCAAACGAAACUUAAACCGUGGUGGAAGAAGUGGCCCCUAUAAAUCUAGUCGUUUUAAAUGAGGUCUGUAAAAUAAUGAAGUAUUAGAAAGUCAAAAAUCUGCAAGGGAUUCCUUCCGAACUAUCUCAUCAUCAUGUGUGUGUGUUCUCUCAGAAAGUGUAGUUUUGUCAUCAUUUACCAAUUUUAGCUAAUGAUCGUGUUUUAAAAUUUAACUUAAUGAACUAAGCAACCACUAUUGUUUUUAAUAAAAGCAUUAAACUGAUA